Messenger RNA from Thrips palmi, 1398 nucleotides. RefSeq names its product beta-ureidopropionase. Lineage: Eukaryota; Metazoa; Arthropoda; Insecta; Thysanoptera; Thripidae. The coding region runs from base 30 to 1181 and encodes 383 amino acids. Gene Ontology annotation, molecular function: beta-ureidopropionase activity. The record is from RefSeq and is a predicted model, not a curated record. The transcript is spliced from 9 exons.
GGAGUCCAAAUCGGGAAUACCGCAUCGAUAUGGCAUCGAUUGAACAGAUGGAAAGUGUGGAAAGCAUCCUCAACCAACACCUUCCCCCGGGGGAACGGGAACAGGUCCUUCGCGUCUUGUAUGGAAAAGAAACAAAGCCGCUGAGUUUGCCACAAGCAGCUCUCACUACAGCAGAGAAAAAUGACUUUGAAAUCAAAGGAUACAGUUUCUCAGCAGCACCUGAGCAGCUGCGGGCACCAAGAAUUGUACGGGUUGGUCUCAUUCAAAACAAGAUUGUCAUUCCAACUGACCGUCCACUUAAGGAACAGAGAGAUGCGUUGCAUCAGCAUAUUUCAACAAUUGUCAAAGCUGCAGCAGAAAGCCAAGUGAACAUCGUAUGCUUCCAAGAAGCAUGGACUAUGCCUUUUGCAUUCUGCACAAGAGAAAAGAAACCAUGGUGUGAAUUUGCUGAGUCUGCUGAGGAUGGGCCAACGACUGAACUUGUGAAAGAUCUCAGCAAACAGUACAACAUGGUGAUUAUAUCUCCAAUUCUGGAGAGGGAUACUGUCCAUGGAGAAACCAUCUGGAACACGGCUGUAGUAGUUAGCAAAGGGCGAUAUGUAGGAAAACACAGGAAGAACCACAUUCCGCGAGUUGGAGACUUCAAUGAAAGCUCGUACUACUUUGAGGGCAACACUGGCCAUCCAGUCUUCCAGACUGAGUUUGGAAAAAUUGCUAUCAACAUAUGCUAUGGGCGUCACCAUCCACUGAACUGGUUUAUGUUCGGUGUCAAUGGAGCUGAGAUUGUAUUCAAUCCAUCUGCUACAGUUGGAGAAUUAAGUGAGCCACUUUGGGGUAUUGAAGCACGAAAUGCAGCAAUUGCCAAUAGUUACUUUACAUGUGCCAUUAAUAGAGUUGGAACAGAAAAGUUUCCAAAUGAAUUUACAUCCGGUGAUGGUCGUCCCGCUCACCAAGAGUUUGGUCACUUCUAUGGCUCCAGCUAUGUUGCUGCACCAGAUGGAUCUCGUACACCAGGAUUGUCAAGAAUAAAAGAUGGUCUCCUGAUUGCCGAAAUGGAUCUCAAUUUGUGCCGCCAAGUUAAAGAUGUUUGGGGCUUUCAGAUGACGCAGCGCCUGGACAUGUAUGCGAAAAGCAUAGAUGCCGCUAUCCAACCAAACUAUGAACCACAAAUCAUUAACUAAACUCAUGGUAUUGUAUUACCUGGGGGCCAGCUAAUUGUAACAAUUAUAUACUCACAAAAUAUAGUUGGGAGGAGCUUACGUAGUACUACUACAAAGCACCUACUGUUUUCAAAUCAGUACAAUUCGUACAUUUACAAACUGUUAUUGAACCUUUUCCUUAUAACUUAGUAAAUACUAACAUGAAUUCGAAAAUAAACUAUAACAACUAAUUGUUUGA